Molecule: messenger RNA, 1630 nt
Organism: Lucilia sericata (common green bottle fly)
Lineage: Eukaryota; Metazoa; Arthropoda; Insecta; Diptera; Calliphoridae
Product: mucin-5AC-like
Exons: 3
Coding region: 248-1549 (433 amino acids)
Source: RefSeq, a predicted model, not a curated record
UUGUUAACAAAUUAAUUGUUAGUAAUAAUUUAAAAGCCGUGGCAAUACGAACGUCUGUGCUCUUUAUCGAUAUUGUCAAAUUAUUGUAGACAAUUGUGGUGAAAAGAUCGUUUAAAGAACGAAGAAUAAAUACUCGUUAGAAUAAUAGACAAAAAAAUUUAAAAGUAUUAAAGAAAUUUGCUAAUACUUUUUAAUAUUUAAAAGAACAUAUUUUUUUAAAAACAAAAUUAAGUAAAAUAUAUAAAAAAUGAAAUUAUUUUAUAUAUUUUUACUAGCGGCACUGACAGUGACCCAUUCCAAAGCUGAAAUUUUACAAUGUUACGUUUGCGAUGGCGACGAUUGCUCCGAUAUUUCAAAAAUGACCAAAGAAUCUUGUGGACCUGAGGAAAUAACAACACCAGAACCUGAGCCAGUAUCAACAACGGAAUCAACAAGUGGAACGGAAACUACCGAAUCACAUGAUACAACAACUGAAUCAGGUUCAGGAGAACCGGAAACAACAACGGAAUCUGGCGAAACAGCAUCGACUACAGAAAGUCCUGAAUCAACAACAGGCUCAGGCGCAACAACGACUACUGAAUCUGCAGCACCAACAACAACAAUUGCUCCAGAAACGACAACAAUUGGAAGUGAAACAACAUCGGAAGCUAGUCCUGAAAUAACAACUACUAGUGCUCCGGAAACAACCACUUCAGGAUCUGUUACAACAACUAAUACACCUGAAUCAACAUCAACUGGUGCUACAGAAACGACAACUAAUACACCUGAAUCAACAACAACUGGUACUCCAGAAACAACAACUUUAGAAACUAUUACUACAACUAACACACCUGAAUCAACAACAACUGGUGCUCCAGAAACAACAACUUCACAACCCGAAACAACAAGCAUUAAACCCGAAUCUACAACUAUUAAAGAUCCGAUAACAACGACUUUGGGGACAGUUGAGCCAGAAUCGACUACUGUUGACGAUCCGGUAACAGCACCAUCUACAGUUCAACCCGAAACAACAACUGUUUCAGCACCAGAAACCCCAACCUCAGGUCCUGCAACAACAACCAUUGCAACCGAAACUACAAUUGGUAAUUCUCCUUUAACAACAACUGUAAAAUCCGAAUUGACUACCAACGAACCAGAAACAACAACCGUUUCCUCACCAGUAACCACAACUGCAGAUUCUACAACAACAACCAAUACAGCCGAAACAAAAACUGUUAAUACCAAAUCAAAACGUUCAAUUUCUCCAUCAGCUAUAUUACUAAACAAUUAUCGUCGUAUUUCCCGUAGUCGUCGCGAUACCAGCGGAAUCGGCUAUAGCUGUUACUCUGUGGAAUAUAAAGACAAUGAUAAAACCAAACUGAAAAAGGGCUGUGUUGCCAUACCAACUGAAAAAUCUGCCUGUGAAGUGGUUGCUGAUAAGGUCGGCGAAGAGAACAUGAUUAAAGACUCCUGCAAAGUUUGCAUGAAUAAUUUAUGCAAUUCCAGUUCCAUGCUGCAGUUUUCCAUUUUAACACUAUUCUUGGCCAUAUCUGUUAAAUUUUUAAUGUGAUUUUAUAUAUUUGUAUAAUAUUUUUUAAAAUAAUUAGUUUUAUAUUAAUGUGGAAAAAUAAAUAAUUAAGAAUACAACAAU